AGCGACCCGCGCGAUGGACGGGUGGAGCCGUGCGCGCCCCGCCGGGAUUUUCGGGGGCGGGAGCCUGUCCGAGCCGGCCGGUCGCUGGGGGCCGGGGCAGGCGGCGGCGGCCGGGCCUGGGCGCGUGCUCGGUGGCCGCAGGGGGCCCGCGCGCAUGCGCCCCCGCACCGUCCUGCGGGGAGAGCGACCACCCUCCUCGCGGUGCCCGGUGGGAGGCGAGCUGGUUGCAGAAAGCCCUCGGCGGACCCUUGGCAGCACUCAAUUAAUGAUGCCUGGAAGCUGACAGACAUAAAUAUUCAGAAAUGUUUUGUCACCUGAGACCUGUGAAAAGGUUAUGUCUAGAGAAGAUCUUUCCACAUUGGUUUCUCUACUCAAGAGCUUUAUCGGGAGCGGAGGCAGUCAAUGCUUUGAGACCAUUCUAUUUUGCAGUACAUCCAGAUUUCUUUGGACAGCACCCCAAAGAAAGGGAAGUCAAUGAAAAUUCUCUUAAGAGAUUAAGUGUCUACUUAGAAAAUAUCCAGAAACCAGGCAUCAAGUCUCUGAAACCAACUCAGCUCAUGUUUUAUGUCAGAGAAACAGACCAGAAUUCAUCGGAUGGCCAGGAAUCCUUCGGUGCUUCCGGAUUCCGAGCAGUCAAAUUUACUUUGCACACCAGAGAUCUGCUGAGCACAGUAUUAUAUAUUCUCAACUCCUGCAGCUUGUCUGUUGAACAUAUCCAGAGUUUGAAUACCAGCACACCCUCCCAGCCUCCCAAAGAGGCGAAGAGGGGAUCCGACAGGCCCAUCAAAUGGGACAAGACUUACUACACUUUCACCGGAUUCAAGGAUCCUGAUGAAGACCUUGAGCACGUGUCAAGAAUGGAAACCACCCUCACAUCGUGGUUAGAUAACAAUGGAAAAAGUGCCGUUAAAAAGCUGAAGAAUAGUCUGCCACUUAGAAAAGAACUAGACCGUUUAAAAGAUGAACUAUCUCACCAGCUGCAACUCACAGACAUCAGGUGGCAGAGGAGCUGGGGCAUUGCCCACCGCUGCAGCCAACUCCACAGCUUGGGCCGCUUAGCACAGCAAAACUCGGAAGCACUCAGGAAUGCCAAAGGAUGUACGAUAAUAUUUACAGACCGUUCCGGCAUGAGUGCGGUGGGCCAUGUAAUGCUGGGGACAAUGGAUGUCCAUCAUCACUGGACAAAACUUUUUGAAAGAUUGCCAACUUACUUUGACCUUCAGAGGAGGCUGAUGCUGCUGGAAGACCAGAUCAGUCACCUUCUUGGCGGCAUCCAGGUGGUUUAUAUCGAAGAGCUGCAGCCAGUGCUGACCCUGGAAGAGUAUUACUCUCUCCUGGAUGUGUUCUGUAGUCGGCUGUUGAAGAGCCGAGUCCCUUCUCAUCCCCAAAGUCUGCGUGGCUUACAAAUGAUCCUUAACAGCGACAGAUAUGCGCCCAGCCUGCAUGAACUCGGGCAUUUCAACAUCCCAACCCUCUGUGACCCGGCAAACCUCCGGUGGUUUAUUCUCACCAAAGCCCAACAGGCAAGAGAGAACUUGAAAAGAAAAGAAGAGUUAAAGAUUAUGGAAAAUGAAUUGAUGCAGGCUUCCACAAAGAAAUUUUCUCUGGAAAAGUUCUAUAAGGAGCCCAGCGUUUCUAGUAAACAAAUGGUGGACUGUUGCAAGAGACUUCUAGAGCAGUCACUGCCUUAUCUACAAGGGAUGCACCUCUGCGUGUCACAUUUCUACUCAGUGAUGCAAGACGGAGACCUCUGUAUCCCCUGGAAUUGGAAGAACGGAGAAGCCAUUAAGUAACCCAGAAAUCGGUAUUAUUUUUUAACCAGAGAAGGAACUGUUAAGCUUAUUUAAAUCCGGGAUUUGAGAUAACAGUAUUAUUUUACAUGUUUCAAGAACAGAGUUUCUAACUGCUGCUUUGAAGGUAACAAUUUUUUUAUUAUUAAUUUCUGCUAUGAAAGUGGUUUUAAAAGGGUAUGCUCCCGAUUGGAACACCAGAUUGGCAAAACUAGGUAAAUUGGAUGUUAGUGUGAAUGAGAGAUUCUCCAGAGCUCUAUUUUUAUAGAAUGAGUGAUGGCCACUACACAGGUCUCAGCCCGUAUAUCUCAGAUGCCACGGGACUCAUCUCCAUGGCUGACAUGCGAGGCCACACAGUUUUCUCAAUGCAUCUGGUGUAUCUGGACACGUGAAUAUUUUGCAGCCAGGCAGGACAGAUUUAAUGUUCCUAACAGAUGACUGGUGACUAGCAACGUUUAGGUGACCAAAUUUUGCCUAAAGGAGAGGCUGUCUAAGGAACAAAGGGAUAGGUUGAGUAUCUGGUCUGGACAUUAUCACUAGCAGUCCGAUUCCUGUUGUUCAACAUCUUCAGUGACACAGAAGCUAGUCUUAAACCCCGAAGUUUUCCCACCCAUUCAGUCUGUUGGUAGCAUGAAGUCAACAGAGAGCUUUUGAACUGAAAUCCAAAUAGGACUUUGAAGUCAUUAGAUGGGGUGAGUCAUUUCUUUUCAUUAGUAAGCACGACCCAGGAAAAUCGUGGCUUGUUCUCCAAGGGUCUUGGCAAACAAGGCCCCGUGACCAUGGCUGCACUCAUGCCAUCUCUGGCUCGUCUCAGACCCUGUCCUGCCACAGGGACUGGCCAGUGCCUCAGCAUGACCCCUGCUCCAGAGCUGUGGGCACCCCCAUGGCCACAGCACAGACUCCCUGGACAGAGUCUUCAGGUCAUAGUCUACACUGGACCAAACCGUGUCUGCCCCUUGUCAGGAGGGAAGGAGAAUACCAGGUUGGGACGCUAUUUUUUGACACUGCAAACGAAAUGAGAAAGGAGUUUUUCCCACAGCUCGUUCGACAGGAAAAGAGAUGUUAAAAACGUUUCUUGAAGUAUGUUUUAAGUUGACACUGAUUCUUUAAAAUUUCCAAACGUGUUCAAAAGUAUUAAUUUCUAAGUCUCCUUUACAAAUUUCAUCCCUUUUAAUCUCUGCCUGACAACUGUACUGAAAACAUUUUUUUCUAAUGUAGCAAAUGGUGUUGUCUAUAAAGAUUUUUCCAGAGCCAAAGGAUUGGGUUUAAACAAUUCCAUAAAGGCCAUAUAAGAAAAUAUAAUUGGAAAAAUAACGUUGGAUUAUGCCAUUUCUCGUAUCUACUAAUGUGGAAUUCUCAGUAGUAUUUUUUGAAGUGAACUUUGUCUCAGAGCUAUUUGUUACAUAAUGAAUUAUAUAAUAAUCAGA
This is a messenger RNA of Sorex fumeus (smoky shrew), 3217 nucleotides long. RefSeq names its product T cell activation inhibitor, mitochondrial (gene TCAIM). The coding region runs from base 303 to 1793 and encodes 496 amino acids. The record is from RefSeq and is a predicted model, not a curated record. The transcript has 11 exons. Lineage: Eukaryota; Metazoa; Chordata; Mammalia; Eulipotyphla; Soricidae. Gene Ontology annotation, cellular component: mitochondrion.